AUGGAGAUCAUUGGUACUCAGCCACUUGCUGACAUCAUCAAGGGACCAGUCUUCCACAGCCACACUCUAAUUCAACUUCUGUCAUUUUUGAAUGUUUUUUUGUAUAGAUUGGAUUACCUUGAACAUAUUUUUUGUCUGUUUAAUCUGUUAUCAAUAGAUGGUCAAGGUAUUGAUUAUCUGUUAUCAAUAGGUGGUCAAGGUAUUGAUUAUCUGUUAUCAAUAGAUGGUCAAGGUAUUGAUUAUCUGUUAUCAAUAGAUGGUCAAGGUAUUGAUUAUCUGUUAUCAAUAGAUGGUCAAGGUAUUGAUUAUCUGUUAUCAAUAGGUGGUCAAGGUAUUGAUUAUGUGUUAUCAAUAGGUGGUCAAGGUAUUGAUUAUCUGUUAUCAAUAGAUGGUCAAGGUAUUGAUUAUGUGUUAUCAAUAGAUGGUCAAGGUAUUGAUUAUCUGUUAUCAAUAGGUGGUCAAGGUAUUGAUUAUGUGUUAUCAAUAGAUGGUCAAGGUAUUGAUUAUCUGUUAUCAAUAGGUGGUCAAGGUAUUGAUUAUCUGUUAUCAAUAGGUGGUCAAGGUAUUGAUUAUGUGUUAUCAAUAGAUGGUCAAGGUAUUGAUUAUCUGUUAUCAAUAGAUGGUCAAGGUAUUGAUUAUCUGUUAUCAAUAGAUGGUCAAGGUAUUGAUUAUCUGUUAUCAAUAGAUGGUCAAGGUAUUGAUUAUCUGUUAUCAAUAGAUGGUCAAGGUAUUGAUUAUCUGUUAUCAAUAGAUGGUCAAGGUAUUGAUUAUCUGUUAUCAAUAGAUGGUCAAGGUAUUGAUUAUCUGUUAUCAAUAGAUGGUCAAGGUAUUGAUUAUCUGUUAUCAAUAGAUGGUCAAGGUAUUGAUUAUGUGUUAUCAAUAGAUGGUCAAGGUAUUGAUGAUCUGUUAUCAAUAGAUGGUCAAGGUAUUGAUGAUCUGUUAUCAAUAGAUGGUCAAGGUAUUGAUGAUCUGUUAUCAAUAGAUGGUCAAGGUAUUGAUGAUCUGUUAUCAAUAGAUGGUCAAGGUAUUGUCAUCCUCCUGUCCUAAAGGCCACAGUCGUAGUAGCAUUACGUUUUAUUGAAGGACUAGAACCUGAGGAGACAAGUGUCACAUCCUGAUCUGUUUCACCUGUCUUGGUGAUUGUCUCCACCCCCCUCCAGGUGUCACCCAUUAUCCCCAGUGUAUUUAUACCUGUGGUCUUUGUUUGUCUGUUGCCAGUUCGUUUUGUUUCGUCAAGACUACCAGUGGUUUUCCCCGUGCUCCUGUCAUUCUCUAGUUCCUGUUUUCCCGGUUUUGACCAUUCUGCCUGCCCUGAGCCUGCCUGCCGUUCUGUAACUUUCAGACUCUGCUCUGGAUUACUGACCUCUGCCUGCCCUUGACCUGUCGCUUGUCCCUCUGUUUUUGUAAUAAAGGUU
Salvelinus namaycush (lake trout) is the source of this 1415-nucleotide messenger RNA. RefSeq lists its product as uncharacterized. Lineage: Eukaryota; Metazoa; Chordata; Actinopteri; Salmoniformes; Salmonidae. The coding region runs from base 1 to 1047 and encodes 348 amino acids. The record is from RefSeq and is a predicted model, not a curated record. The transcript has 3 exons.